Formica exsecta is the source of this 876-nucleotide messenger RNA. RefSeq names its product 39S ribosomal protein L18, mitochondrial (gene mRpL18). NCBI's taxonomy places the organism in Eukaryota, Metazoa, Arthropoda, Insecta, Hymenoptera, Formicidae. Gene Ontology annotation, molecular function: 5S rRNA binding; structural constituent of ribosome. The transcript is spliced from 3 exons. The record is from RefSeq and is a predicted model, not a curated record. Bases 95 to 643 code for a protein of 182 amino acids. Gene Ontology annotation, biological process: translation. Gene Ontology annotation, cellular component: mitochondrion; ribosome.
GCAUGUGAAUGGGCAUGUGGCCAUGGUCCAUCAGGUCCAUGUGAUGUGACAUUUAUGCAGCAACGAUAAUUGCAAAAUUAUAAAAGAAGCGACAAUGUACUCGGCAAACGUACGUGCCGGCAUUGCACGCGUGUUACUCCGCGUGGAAUCACGCAGAGAGAUGCACAGUAAUGCGGAAUUGAUCGAAUUAUGUACGAAGAUUGAGAACCGAAAUCCGCGAAAUUUAGAGCGACUGAGGAUAGCAAGGAAACCUCAAGGGUAUCAUCUCGAGAUACCCGGGCGAACGUAUUGGCAUAAACUGUAUCUGAUUAAGAAACCUCGUUACAUUACUGCAGAAGUCCGCCACUUUGAAAAUGGACCGGUCAUUACAGCCUCUAGCAUGGAAUGGGCAUUAAAGAAGCAGUUAUAUCGGGGUAUCGAUGGUUCGGCUUAUAUUAAUGUGGGACGCGUGUUAGCUCAGCGUUGUUUGGAGGCUGGGAUUUGCGAAAUGAAAGUUGAUGCUGAGUUAACUGGAGAAAAAUCUAAAUUAUUAAUUAAACAGUUAAGGGAUAAUGGAAUCCGUCUGACUGAACCAUCAGUAUAUAAGUAUCCAAAUCCUUGGGAUAGAUAUCGACCAGAAAAGCCAUGGGAGAUCCAUGAAUAAUACACAUACCAUCUUUUUUCUACACAAUAAUGUAAAUAAAUACAAGGAAUAAAGUGUGCACUAUAUAAAUGAUAUGGUUCUAACGAUGCUUCUUGUGAGAGGUAAAUGAAAUUAAACUUGGUGUGAACUGUAUGUAUAUUAUUGUAGUAUUUACCACUGCAAAAUGCCAAGUUUUGUACACUAUGAUAUCUCAUUAUAAGAGAUAGAAAUAAAUAAUUAUAUCACUAUUAAAU